This is a messenger RNA of Dentiscutata erythropus, 1932 nucleotides long. The record is from the annotation of a GenBank genome assembly. Lineage: Eukaryota; Fungi; Glomeromycota; Glomeromycetes; Diversisporales; Gigasporaceae.
AUGUCUCAGUCACACCUUGUUCUCGGUGUGCCUCCUUCGUCGUGGGACGAGAGUUCUUUCAAAAUUCAUUGUGGAAUUUCAGAGGGCGUUAUUAGAAAUAUCGAGCCUGUCGGUCGUUAUUUUCUCGCGCAUGCUCGUCGAAAGCUUAAUAAUCAUAGCUUUUCUGAAGACGAACAUAUUCAAGCAGAGGCUAAUGCAAAACAAUUGGAAGUUAUUCAUGACGAAGACUCUGAAGAAGAGACACCUGAAUUAUUAUCACGAGAUCCUAAGGAUUGGAAGGAACAAGACCAUUAUGCGAUUUUAGGUCUCUCAAAAUACAGAUGGAAAGCAACCGAUGAACAGAUCAAACAAGCACAUAGGAAGAAAGUACUCAAACAUCACCCAGACAAAAAGGCAUCGAGUGGAAACACCAAUGAUGAUGGGUUUUUCAAAUGCAUUCAGAAAGCAUAUGAAAUACUUUCUGAUCCUGUAAAGCGUCGACAAUUUGAUUCAGUGGAUGAAGCUAUUGAUGACACUCCACCAAGCGCAAAAGCUAAAGGAGAUUUCUUUGAAAUAUAUGGCCCAGUAUUUGAACGAGAGGCUAGAUUUUCAAAUAAAACACCGGUGCCAAUGCUUGGAGAUAUAAAUACUACCAAAUCAGAAGUAGAAGCAUUUUAUGAUUUCUGGUAUAACUUUGAUUCUUGGAGGUCGUUUGAAUAUUUAGACAAAGAGGAUACAGACAAUACGGACAACCGAGACGAUAAACGAUAUAUUGAACGCAAGAACAAGGCCGAAAGAGCAAGAUAUAAAAAAGAAGACACGAUACGGUUGAGAAAAAUUAUCGAAGAUCAGGCAUUAUCUUUAGAUCUACGCAUUCAGAAGUUUAAGCAGGAGGAAAAAGCGGCUAAAGAGGCAAAGAAAAAGGAAAAAGAAGACGCAAUCAAAAACGCAAAAGAAGCUGCCCAAAGAGCUGCAGAAGAAGAAAGACUAAAGAAGGAGCAAGCUGAAGCUGAAGCAAAACUGAAACAACAAGAAGAAAAAAAGGAGAAGGCAAACAAGAAAAAAAUGAUGCGUAACGAGCGUAAGAGUAUCAAGACACAUGUGAAGACACAUAACUACUUUUAUCCACCAAAUGAACCACCACCUAUAGAUGUUAUUGAGACGCAGUUGUCAGAGUUAGAUUUCCUAUUUGAAAAAUUAAGUUUAGAGGAUCAUCAAAAUGUCAGAAAGCAAUUGGACUCUAUUCAGGGCAGACAUGAUGCAAAACAGAUUUUGGUAAAAGAGGCUUCAAGGCUUGUGAGUUCGGGUGUAUUACCAGUAGACUCGAUUAAGUAUUUCAAGUCAGACUCAAUAGAUGUAGAUGUUACCGAAAAUCAAGCCCAAAAGACUACAAAUAUUGAAGAGCAUAAAGUUACAGAAGAGAUGCCAAAAGAGCGACCAUGGAAUGUUGAAGAAAUAUCACUAUUAAUUAAGGCAGCCAAUAAGUUCCCUGGAGGAAGCUUAAAUAGAUGGGAAAGGAUCAGUGAAUAUGUGGCUGAUCACUCUGGAUUACCACCUAGAACAAAUGAAGAAUUAAUUAAAAAAUCCAAAGAAGUCCAAAAAGGUACUGUUGCAUUGGAUGAAAAUGAUGUACGCAAGCUGCAACAUCAAAAAAAGCAUGCAGAUACACGAAUUACUGAACAUCCAUCUAUGCGAGAAGCAACAAUUGAUUACGAUGCGAUUUCGGCAUCUACAGCGAAUGGAUCUUCGACAACAAACAAUACAUGGUCACCAGCUCAACAAGCACAACUGGAACGGGCAUUACAGGCAUAUCCACCAUCGUGGAAAGGAGAAGGUGAUAGAUGGGAUAAAAUUGCAGAAGCAGUUGAAAACAAAACGAAAAAAGAGUGCAAACUCAGAGUCAAGUAUUUGGCUGAACAAGUUAAAGCAAAGAAAGCUGCACAAUCAACCUGA